AUGGCUACAACUAUCAUAUCAUCAUCAUCCUCUACCACUACCACUACCACUACCACUACCACUACCACUACUAAUAAUAAUAAUAAUACUUCACCUCCAUCCUCAAACACAACGUUAUCAGCCACAACAAAUAAUAAUAAGAAUAAGAAUAAUACCCCAAAUCAAAUAAAAUCAUCUACAUCUACCACUGCCACAACAACAACAACAACAACAACAAAAUCUAUACCACAUAUAUUAUGUAUGAAUUUUAACCAGGAUCAAGGCUGUUUUGCUAUAAGUCAUGAACAAGGUUUCCUCGUUUAUAACACAAACCCUAUCGAGUUACGUGUUAAACGGAAUUUCACACCUCCUCCUCCAGCACCAGCACCUCAUUCAUCAUCAUCUACAGCAUCAACAGUCGCAACAACUACAACUACAACUACAACUACAACUACAACUACAACUACAACGCAGAAUAAUAGAAAUAAUAGUACAGGAAGUACCGAUUCCACAUCAUCUAUUGCAUCACACAAUAGCAUUAACAAUACAUCUACACAUCAUAAUGCAUAUAAAUCCGGAUCGGGUAUUUCUCAUAUAACCAUGUUGCAUAGAACUAAUUAUCUAGCAUUGGUAGGAGGUGGAGAAAAACCAAAAUUCCCUCCAAAUAAAUUAAUAAUAUGGGAUGAUUUGAAAAGAAAGACAAGUUUACUGUUGGAUUUUGAUUCUCCAGUGUUGAAUGUUUUAUUAUCAAGAGUAAGAAUAAUUGUCGUUUUAAUUGAUCAAAUUUUGGUUUAUGGAUUUGCCGUACCUCCAAAGAAAUUCCAUACUUAUAAUACAAUUAAUAAUCCUUAUGGUAUUGCUGAUUUAUCAGUCAAUAGUAAUAGUAACACUAAUAUCACAUCAACCGCAUCAUCAUCCACAAUUGACAAUACAAAAAGAAGCAUUUCCCCACCACAUUCAUCAAGUUCUUCCAAUAAUUCAUUAAAAGAAAUCCCAACCAGCAGCAGCAACAACAAUAACAACACAUCAUCAUCUUAUCAAACAUUAGCAUUUCCUGGAAGAUCAGUAGGACAAAUCCAAAUUGUUGAUGUGGGGAAUAAUAAUAAUCAUAAUGAAAAAAAUUCCAUGAAUAUAAUUAAAGCUCACAAGCUGAACAUUCGUUGUUUAUGUCUCAAUAAAUCAGGAACUUUGGUUGCCAGUGCUUCAAUUACUGGUACUUUGAUAAGAAUCCACUCUACCAGAACAACAACAUUAUUGUAUGAAUUUAGAAGAGGUAUUGACAAGGCAGUUAUCACUUCAAUGAAAUUUAGCCAUGAUGAUUCAAAAUUGGCCGUGUUAUCUGAUAAGCAUACUUUACAUGUAUAUAAUAUAGAUGAAGUUCAUGGAGGUGGAAUGAAUCGUCAUCAUGUUUUAAACAAUUUACCUUAUUUACCAAAUUAUUUUAAAAGUACAUGGAGUUUUUGUUCUGUUAAUACGAAUAAAUAUCAUGAAAUUGAUAAUCAUCCAAUCGGUAUUGAUAGCAAAUCAAAUGAAAUAGAUGAAGGUACUAUUGGAUGGUCAGGAGAUGAUAGUAUUAUAAUCAUUUGGAAAUUGAAGAAAAUUUGGGAAAAAUAUAUCAUUGUUGAAACUGAAAAUCAUAAUUAUGAAUUAAUUCGUUCAAGUUGGAAGAAACUUGAUAAUACUGAAUAA
Molecule: messenger RNA, 1668 nt
Organism: Candida tropicalis MYA-3404
Lineage: Eukaryota; Fungi; Ascomycota; Pichiomycetes; Serinales; Debaryomycetaceae
Exons: 1
Coding region: 1-1668 (555 amino acids)
Biological process (GO): nucleophagy; protein lipidation; autophagy of mitochondrion
Cellular component (GO): cytosol; extrinsic component of membrane; phagophore assembly site membrane
Molecular function (GO): phosphatidylinositol-3,5-bisphosphate binding; protein binding; phosphatidylinositol-3-phosphate binding
Source: RefSeq, a predicted model, not a curated record